AAAUAGAAAGAAGAAACCUUGCUUGUGCUUAUAACAUCUAUUUAAUUAGGGUUGCUUGUUCAAGUAGAAUUGAUUUAUUUAUUGUUUGAAUUAGCUUUGCAUCUUAUAAAUUCUUUGCGGAGAAGAACAACAAAUUAUGUGAUUGUGUUCAACUAUACAAUGUACCAUAUAUACCAUAGAUUCGCAUUCAUUAUCAACAAUUAGCAGAUGUAUUCUCUAAUUCUAAACACUGAGCUAUUUUUGCAUUUUAAUUACUAGUUUGUUUAGUUUUAUUAAUUAAAAAACAUGUGUAUUAUAAGAUAAUUCGUGUUCAACUUUCAAAGAAAAAACAAAGAAUAAAACUAGUUAGGUCUUACCUUUUUUUUUUUUUGGUCAAAAUAAGUUAGGUCUUUCCUGAGAAUGAAGAAAGAACCGCAUGCAGGCAUGAAAUCAAAUGGUUGAUAAAAAAGUCAAAACAUAUUAAGGAACCACACGUGAGAGAGAGAGAGAGAGAGAGAGAGUUGGCAUUUAUGCUUCUCUUCCCCCUGUCUCUCUCUCGUCUCUCUCCAUUGGUGCUUUUAUCUCAGAGUGCUCUGUUGAUUUCUGGAGAACUAUAAUUUUCAAAAUCCUCGUACAUCAAUCAAAGAAAUCUUUAUCAUCACCAACAAACAAAAGUUAUUAGCUUUCUGCUUCUCUUAUAAUUUCAGUCAAUAGUUUGUAAUCUAACACUCCAACCCCUUUUGUCUCCUAAUUUGUUUUAUAAAACUAUAUUAACAGUGGACCACUUUUUUUUUUAUAGUGUACCUUGAAUUUGAAGUUCACUCAUUAUUAAUUUGUAGCCCCCUAUUUUAUACUUCCUUCUUUCCUUCAAUCCUUGUCUUUCUCCUUUAGCAACUCCACCUCCCCAUCCUUACCCUGGGAGAGCAUGCCUGGAUGUCCAGAGAAAGGGAGAGAUUUGAUGAGGUAGGCAAGAAGUUUACAAGAGAAACUGAUGCUUCCCAUUAUCAAAUGGGAAGAAGACACAUGUUGGGCCCUCCUGGAACCCUAAACACCAUCACUCCUUGUGCUGCCUGUAAACUCCUCAGACGAAGGUGUUCACAGGAAUGCCCCUUCUCUCCUUACUUCUCUCCCCACGAACCCCAGAAGUUUGCCUCGGUCCAUAAGGUCUUUGGUGCCAGCAACGUCUCGAAGAUGCUCAUGGAGGUGCCGGAGACUCAAAGAGCAGAUGCAGCAAAUAGUCUUGUUUAUGAAGCAAAUGUGAGGCUAAGAGAUCCGGUGUAUGGAUGCAUGGGUGUAAUUUCAGCUUUGCAACAACAAGUUCAAUCUUUACAAGCUGAGCUGAACGCAGUAAGGGGCGAGAUACUUAAAUACAAAUAUAGGGAAGCAAAUCUCCUUCCUUCUAAUUCUCAUCAUCAUAUGGCUUUGUUCUCUACUUCCGGGGCUGUUUCCGUUGCUUCCUUGCCGCAGACCCCACAACCACCGCCGCCACCAUCACCGCCACCUCCUCUACCUCCUACUUCUUCCUCUUCUUCUAUGUACACGAAUCAACAAACCAGUGCCGUGGACUAUACCUCCCUUUCAAGUGAAAAUGUUUCCUUCUUUGGUUAAAUUUUAAUUUUUAGACUGAAAUUAAGAUGUCGAUCCCAUUUAAUUUUCUUAUUAUGAUGAUUCUUCAAGUGGAAUAAAAUGAUGAUACAGAGAGAUGUUUUAUAAUUGAUAUACGGUUUCUUGGGAGGUUUUUAGUUUCUUAGGUACCGUCUUAAUCCAUUUUAGGUCCUUAUUUUGUCGCCAGAUAUUGUUGGUUGUUGUGUUCCUUUCCUCAUGCUAAAUUUAAUUUCCACCACUUGUUCUUCUUCCUAGUUAUUCAACGAAACUAAGGCAUGUCCAAAUUAAAACUCGUGCUCUAGCCACCAAAACCAAACCUGUUAAUUUGUUCAAUUGUCGCACAUUAUUCAUGAUAUUAUAUGUUGAACAUGCAGUAUUACCUCUCUGCCAUGUAACAUGUUUUUGAAUUAUUUGAUCCUUAUAUAUGUUAUUUACAAA
Messenger RNA from Malus domestica (apple), 2022 nucleotides. Its product is annotated as LOB domain-containing protein 15-like. The record is from RefSeq and is a predicted model, not a curated record. Lineage: Eukaryota; Viridiplantae; Streptophyta; Magnoliopsida; Rosales; Rosaceae.